This is a messenger RNA of Caenorhabditis auriculariae, 2710 nucleotides long. NCBI's taxonomy places the organism in Eukaryota, Metazoa, Nematoda, Chromadorea, Rhabditida, Rhabditidae. The record is from the annotation of a GenBank genome assembly.
AUGUUUUCCCAUCUCAAAACGUGCCCGCCAGGAAAGGGAAAUAGAGAAGAGUCGCGUGGGCAAGUGAUAACACCCAAAUUUCGUCCAUUUUUCAAGAUCGCUGGUUAUUUGGGUGCUUUGGUCGACGGCACGACACACUGUCAUUCAGGUUUCCUUGAAUUUUUUGUUUCGAUAAGGCUUCUGAAAAGAAAAACGUGGAAAAGAAUCCUUCAAUGUCUUUUUAACGGAAUCGCCUGUUAAAAAUGGAGUUCCUUCUAGAAAGUUUCAAUUCCGAAGGUUUUCGAGGCAACAUAAAUCUUUUAUAUUGGGUCGAAAACCUUCAAAACAUUCUUAUUGCAAUUUUGAGUCAUUCUGAUUCACAGUUUCGAUGAAUAGGUCCUUAUAUGAAGCGGUUCUCAUCAAAAAAGCUUUAGAAAGUGUUUUUUUUUUUUGGUUUAAAUCUUAUAUGGGGUUCAAUUUUUAGACACCUUGAGAUGCAAAAUUUGAAUUUUAUGUAACCUUUCAAUGCACUUUUUUCUCAACUUCUCAAAAAUCUUCAAUAAUAAAAGCAAUGGAAAACAUUUCUGAUGAUAAAACUUUUAUCGGAAAAAAUGUCCGAAAGUUUGGCUUCAAAAAUUGUAUUCGGAUAACAACAGCCUCAACCGACAUUUUCUCUUUCUCAAAAUCCCAACGCACAUGAGAGAAUAAAUUUUCUUCUCACAACCAAAACUGACUCUCAUUUUUUCUUCCUUUGAAGCCUCGGCGCCCGACGACAAUAUCGGAGAAUGCUUGGAGCCUGAGAAUCUUAAGCGUUUCGCUCUACGAGCCAAAUGAACAAAAAAAAGGAGGUGGAAGGUCGGCCCUCCUAUCUGUUUCCGCCAGUUUUCCUGCGUUCAACCUUCUUUAACACCAUUACUUUUCUGUUUCUGUUUUUGUUCUUCAAGGAAAAAUUGGAAAGAAUAUUCAAUAAAGCUUGGGAAAGGUGUCCGGUUGAGGUUUCAAUGAAACUUGGUUGAUGGAUCUUCUGGAACGCUCUUUUUUUUCAGAUCAGCCGUGAUAAAGUGAACUUUUCGUUUCUCAGUUUCUCGGAUAAAUAAAAAAUGAGUAUUCUUUUUUUGCGUCUUUCAAGCUCUAUAACAACACUAAAAGGCGGAAAGCGCAGUUUUUCCCUUAUUUUAAAUCAGGAUGCUUAAAAAAACUACUGAACCAAGAUCAAUUAGAUUCAAAACCGAACACGAAAAUUGAAAACCUAUUUUUUCCUAAACUCUUCGUGUUUUUCUUCUGUUUACUCUUAUGAAAAAGUUCCUUUUCCGUACAAUUUCCUCCCUGGCUGCAAGUUGGAGCUACUCCGUGAGCACUCACCUUAAAAACAACAUCUAAUUAUAACUUUUCCCAUGAAAAAUAGGUUUUGGAGUCUACUUUUAUAAUAUUAUGUGCACUAAUUUGCACGUUUUACAGCUCUCUUUGGCUUUUUCCCAACUUGUUUUCGACGAGAAAACGAAUCUUUAGUCUUUGCCGCACUCCUUAUCUUACUUUACCUUUUUUAGUAUUGGCUGAUGAAGCAGUUUUUUCCGAUUGUCCAUUUAAUCCGAUAAGAUAAGCGCCAAAUCUUUCCGUGUUCGCGGAUCUUGAACAAAAAAGGAAAGUUUGCAAAACUUCAAGUCACAAAACUUCGCUUAAAAACCCGAUUUUCGGAAACAAUGAAGUCUUGUCACUGUCAAAUGUCAUUACCAUCACUCCACUUGUUGAUUUUCUAGACUUCUGUCUUUCUGUCAGUCUGAGAGCUCAUUUUGCUUCAUCGAGACGUUCUCGUUUGCUUUGUUUUUCCAUGAGUGAGAAUCUCUAUGACCUUUGCUUUUUUCAGGCCGUCGCAAAAACUCUACUCUGUUCAUCAAAGUUCACUUCGAAAUGUCUUCUCGUAUUUCGAAAGGUUUGUACUUUCAUAUAUACUUUUAAUCGCGUUAUUGAGGGGUCCAGAAAAUGAAUAACAAAAUGGAAAAUUGUUCAGGGCGUAAAGUUACUUCAGCGUGCUGUUUUAAACAACAAAAAAAGCUUUUCUCUGCUUUCUAGUCAUUAUAAAGCUUUAAAAUGCGUUAAGAAUCGAUUUUAUUAAUAAAUAAAACGUUUUCUGGUAUUUUCAAUCCGCAAUAACAUAACUAAAGAAAAAUUGAUUUUUUUCGACCCGUCAUCAGAAAAAAAUUUAUUAAUCAACUUUUUUUAACUACUGAAAAUAAGGAAAAAAACCUGAAGUUUUUCUCUGCUCUCCAAAAACCUUUUCCAGACUUAAUCGACAGCAUGGACAUUUCCACGCACCUGCAAGCCGUACCAAUGCUCGGCAAUCAAAUCGUCCCAAGUAAGCUCGGAAUUUUAAAUAAUCCUUCAUUACGAUCGCAAUUCCAGAAAUUUGGGCUCAUUUGGAGAAGAAAGGUCUGACCGAAGAGGAAAUGAUGGCCAACAUCGAAAUGGCACAAAUCGAAGCGCGACUUUCGUCCCACAGGAAUGCUUCAUCCUCACCUCAAAUUGGUUUUCCCCCAAUGAGAAAAUAAUUAAAACAGAAAAAGUUCAGCUCGCCAACAACCAGUUCUCCCUUCGAUUUCGUCGACAGAAAACGCCCAUGAAUUGAAGGUAAAAUUCGAGAAGAUGUCUUUUUGGGACGAAAUUCUUGCAGCGCUCCCUCGCCUUCGACUCUGAGAACAUGCCCGCCCCGAAAAUCGCCAGAAACAAGCCGUGA